UCAAUGUAAGAUUCGCAAGACUAAGAGUUCAAGUUGACCGAUUUACUAACAAAGCUAAUGCCUUUGAUGUUUUAAUGGCAUCGCAGAUGAGCGAUUGUCAAGAACAAGUGACACAGAUGCAAUAUAAUGUGGAGAUGAUCAAAGAACGCAUUGAAGAUCACUUAGCAAAUCCAGCCGAGGAUCCUGCUGCUGUAGCUGCAAUAAAAGACGAGUUUGCGGACAUGCAAUUCAACCUAUUUGGUGCGGCAAAUAAUCAAAAGUCACUAAAAAGCGUCCAGGAACAAACUGCUUUGGAUCUUACUAGAGUUCAAAAGCGACUUGAUAUGAUCGCCCGAGUGAAAACUACUCGAGAGGAAGCUAUAGAAGCCCUCCAGUAUAAAGCUCGAGUGGUUGACGUCAACGGUAUACUGUCAAAAGAGCAGCUUUGCGCUGUUGUGGGAUUUCUGCAAGGAGAAAUUAAACAUAGCAAAGAUCAUGUUGAAGCGGGGGAAACUGAUUGGCAGGCCUGCAUAGAUGAUUAUAUUAUGAAUACUAUGAAUGAAAAAUGUGACCGCGUCCAAGUUUUAACAUUGAAUCACUCUCUGCGCAACCAAUAUAGAUCAAUUAACGCCGAACUCAGUACAAUGCUUAGUAUCGUGGGCGAUUACCGAGUAAAUCCAUUCAAUAAAAAACUGGACCGCGAUGGCAAUUGUCUGUCAUGUGGAUCUCCUGCCAAUGUAAAAAUAUCUGAUAAAUUUAUGGCAAUCGCAAGACACAUGACGAAGCGCCAAGUUCCUGAUGUUAAAGAGUAUGAUGAGGAAGGUCCUCCAACACCUUGCGUUCCUGGACGACCGAUACCACACCCUGUGGAUCCAAGAGCAUUAGUUUGUGACCGGUUCUGCGGAGCGACUGUGAGCAAAACUGAAGGAAGCCUGUCAUCGUCAAUGGGCUUAGAUGUCACAGAUCUGACCCCAAAACUUAUCACUGACUUGCAAAGAAAGGUACGUUUGCCCUGCACACCAUGCACUCGCUCCGAAGAAACGUUUUUCUAAUUGUAUUUUAUGAUUAGGUACUGG
Molecule: messenger RNA, 1055 nt
Organism: Leguminivora glycinivorella
Lineage: Eukaryota; Metazoa; Arthropoda; Insecta; Lepidoptera; Tortricidae
Exons: 7
Coding region: 75-1031 (318 amino acids)
Source: RefSeq, a predicted model, not a curated record